GUUGGUUUGGGAGUUGAGAGGGGAAUUCUGUUUUUGUUUUCAAAUCCCAACACCCUUCGUGGAAAGAUCACCUCAAAGUCAUUUCAGAGUACCUCUCAUCUUGGGGGCAAAGACUUGCCAAAUCAAUCAUGGAUGAGAUCCCAAGCACAAGUUGCCAGGGCAACGUUGCCAACAUUGUCCUCAUCCCAGAUCAGACAGGUGACCAAAACAGUGCCGCUGUCGCAGCAUUGCAACAGCAGAUCAUCGCCAUAGUCACAGAUGCUGGUCAGCAGGUGUCGUCCCCUGCCAGCACCGUCGGGACAAUCUUUCACGAUAUGGGCCAAGACAUCAACUGCACCUUCACCCAAGCCAUGACGACCCUUCAACAGCCUAUGAUGCAGACUCAGCCAAUCAUGCAGAAUCAACCGAUCGUGCAGACCCAGCCAUUGAUGGAGAGUGUUCCAGGGCAGGAUUUGACUCCCCUUACAGGACAUGUUCACACCGUCACGGAGGUCGGAGAGAACACGGACGCAACACUCGCAGCAUUUGAAGCCAUCACGGUUCUCGCGGAUGCCAGUAAUCGUCAAGGCCAUGGGGAGGUCCAAGACUUGGAAGAAAGAAAGGUCUACUCAUCAGUGAAAGCAAGUCUGUCCAAGUCGUUAGUCUCUGAAGUUGUGAGGAAGGCUGGGAGCCUGGAGAGUGUACUUACGAACAUCGCUACUCAGUUGAGCAUAAGGAACAUCCUGUGUGAAUAUGAUGAAGGGACUGGCGUCUAUACGCUUGAUGGCGACGUAAAAGAACUCGUAAAACUUCAGGAUGUUCUGAUACAUUACUACGAUGAAAAUAUUGACUUUAAUGUCGAGAAUAUUUCACCGAGCAAGGCAUUCUGUGAGACUAAAGACCAAGGCGUUGCCUGUGAUAUCUUACGGACGCCUGUAACGAAGUCGAAGUCUGGUCGGCUACUGAGUAUGAGAAUUUGCGAGGAUUCCUUCGACAACAAUGAUGCAGAGUAUGGAGAUGACAUGGAUGAUGAGUACGUUCCGACCAUUCGUAACAAACGUCGGCAUUUGAAACGGAAGAGGGAACCGCCGAAGAAAUUACGCGAGAUCAUUUGCGAAUUCCCUGGAAAAGCUUCAACAAGCAGGAACAUUGGUCCAAGCAAUAUGUCAAACAUUCCUGUUGAAAACUUUACAAGCAUUCUUGGUCCGGUCAGUCAGACUGUUGAUGAUGGCUCAAAGAUGCUGAAAUUUGAAGUCCAGCCAAGUCUACUGGGAACACAGAAAUUGGAGACUCCGAACCUCCAAGAAGAAACAAUGCUGGCACAGUCGAACGAGGAUGUUGUCAGUUUACUUGAGAAGCCAUUAGAGGGCGAUGAUGCUAGAGGAUUCAUUAACAUUUCAAACUUGACGGGCGUUGUCCAAGCAGGAUCAGUUGAGGCAGAAGAUUUUGCCAAAUAUGUUGACAUGGAUGCAAAUGAUUUGCUCGCUGAAGGGACGUCGGUUCUCGGGGGUGAUGUGGAGAAACCAGAACUGAAGCCUCCACUGGAACUGCCGCCGGUUACCCUUAGUGAUGAGGAGGCUAUGGCUGCGAUGGAAAGGGAGGAGGUCGAACAGAAAAUUAGAGUUGCCAAAGGAAAAGUCAUGACUUCACCACUGCAGACGUCACCAGAGAGGAAAACGAAGAAACGCAAGGACUACGAUUCUUUGAUGCCUUACAAGUAUCACUGCGAAGAUUGUUCCUUCAAGUCGAAGCGUGAGAGUCACUACAUAAAGCACAUGAAAAUCCACAAGGACAAUCCGGAUCUGACAAUCCUAAAGUGCAAAGUGUGUGAUUUCAGGACAAUACGCCAGUGUCACUUGAAACGUCACCAAGCGGAGCACAGUGCAGAGAUUUUACAAUGUGGUCAGUGCUCAUAUAAAACCACUGAUGAAGACUUGUUGAAAAAACACACCGUAGCAAAACAUUUGCAUGGAAAACCACCAUCUACGGCUACAGUACAACAUUGUCCAAAGUGCAACUAUAAGACGACUCGUCCAUAUCACUUUGAGCGACACCUACGGGUCCACGCAGAUAUUCUGGGCAUGUUGACGGGGGAGGAGGAUCAGUCGGCAACGGUGAAUUUAGUCCACUCGUACCAAUGUCCAAAAUGCCCAUAUCAUACGAAAAAGAAGGAGCAUUUCGUUCGCCAUCUUGGUGACGUUCAUUCGGAACAUCGCCCUUAUUUAUGUGACACGUGCGGCAAGUCCUUUAAGCGAGCAGACGCACUGAAGCAACAUCGCGAUGUCCAUGUUGACAAAAUGGCACGGAUGCUGCCGUACACUUGUGUGACUUGCAAGAAAAGUUUUAAAUCAAAGGCCCAUAUGAAUGACCACAAAACGAAACACACCAACGUCAGAGCCUAUCUCUGUGAGAUCUGUGGAGCGUCGUUCAAGACCAAGUCAGUCCAACGGAAGCACAUCAUCUCCAUCCAUAGGAAUCCUCGAGCCUACCGCUGCCCGCACUGUGAUAAAAGAUUCAAUACGAAGUUCGCACUGCAGAGGCACAGCACAACGCACAUGGUUCCAGACGGACUGAUCAGGACAACGGAUGUCCCUAUGUCGGAGCAUGAAGUGGUGAACAUCGAUGGGCAACAAGAGACACAGUAUAUCCAGGUUGAAGUGAAUCCAUCUUCACAGCUCACGACCAUUCAGACGAUACCCAUAAUGCAGAUGGAGAACGCGCAGGUCCAAGAUGUCAUCAUGAAAUCAGAGGAUUCAUUCGUAGAGCAGGCAGACGGAACAAGAAUUGUUCCACAAAUGUAUUCAGGGCCUGGCGAAGCAACAACAGCGCUACUGUAUCUGACGACUGGGAACUUCCCUGGAUCGUUUUAAUUUUAUGGAUUCGUACUUUGCGUAGCGAAGGAUUGUUUUCUGUCAGGAUGCCAUAUAAUAAAAGUAUAGAUAUAAUCCAUACUUGAUAAUGCAAAUAUUAGUAGAACUUACAUGUACAGUUAUUUACGAGAUGUCCAUGCAAGUUAAUGUGUGGUUCUCAAAAAUACUGUGCUACCAGGCUUAAGCCAGUUGAGGCAUGACUGUAACACAUAAGCAUUACACGUACAUAAAGUAAGCAUAUUCUACAAGUGUCUUUCAAUUCGCUUAAACACACUGACACAGUAUAUUUGAGCUACAUGUGUAAUAUAUACAUGAACAUGCAGUAUGCCUAUUUAUUUAAACAAUGAAGUGUAGAUUAUUUGUAAAUACAUGUAUAGGAAUAUACCUCCAAGAAGGCUGAAGUUAUAUAAGAUAUUGUCAUUUCGCCGAACGUUUUACUCUUUUCGUUACUCCACAAAGAUAAAGACACAAACAUGUACAUGUAAAUCUCAUCAAGAUUAACUCUUGCUCUAAUGAAUUGUGAAUAAAUCUGAAUUUAUCUAUCUGUGCUCUUAUUGUGUUCACUUCUGUUCCUUUCAAUCGAAUUGUUUUCCCAAUGCAGCAGUCAUUGUAACCCUGUACCCCUCUGGUCAUG
Molecule: messenger RNA, 3483 nt
Organism: Lineus longissimus
Lineage: Eukaryota; Metazoa; Nemertea; Pilidiophora; Heteronemertea; Lineidae
Product: zinc finger protein 236-like
Exons: 6
Coding region: 129-2849 (906 amino acids)
Biological process (GO): regulation of transcription by RNA polymerase II
Cellular component (GO): nucleus
Molecular function (GO): DNA-binding transcription factor activity, RNA polymerase II-specific; RNA polymerase II transcription regulatory region sequence-specific DNA binding
Source: RefSeq, a predicted model, not a curated record